CCACUUAGUCCAAGUGAUGGAAUUACCCUCCACGUCAGACCAAGACAGACCUUGGACUCACAUAAGUGGGGACCAACCUGAUAUAAAAAUGCUAACAGAAUUACAGGACAUAUCCUGGACACAGCCAGAAGAGAACAAGUCUGUUCCAACUGCUGAUCAGCAUGAGCCAAACAAAAAGGUAUGGCAGGACAUAUCCUGGACACAACCAGAAGAGAACAUGUCUUUUCCAACUCCUGACCAGCAAGAACCAAACGAAAAGGCAGGCCCAUUAACAGAUGGCGAUGAUCCUGUGUAUCCCAGCGCACCUCUGACAAAAGGACAAAGUUUACUGUUGCUUAUGUCCUUUAUACUAAGGCACAAUCUUACAGCUGUUUCACUGGACCAUCUACUGAAAAUUUUCAAUGAGCAUUUUCCAGGCAUGGUACCAGUGACCACAUAUCUUUUCCGAAAAGCUUAUGGUCAGUAUGGAAAUUAUGAACCCCAUUUCUACUGUCCAACAUGUGAAAACUACUUAGGGAAUAAUACUGGUGAGCUACAGUGUGACAUUUGUCACACAGUAACUGAUUCAGAGAGCUCUCUUAAAAGUGGAUGCUUUUUCCUGGUUCUUAGUUUGGCCUCACAGAUCAAAACAUUGCUUGAGGAAAAACAAACAAAAAUUCAAAAAGAUUGGCUGAAUUCAGAUACAAUUUCAGACAUCCAAUGUGGAGAUGAGUAUCAAAAACUUAAGGAAUCUGGUGCAAUGGGUGAAGAUGACAUAUCUUUAAUUUGGAACUGUGAUGGAAUCCCACUGUUCAGGAGCUCCAAGUACCAGAUCUGGCCCAUACAGUGCCAAGUAAUAGAGCUUGAGCCUUGAGAACGAAAGGCAAAUAUCUGCAUUCCAUGUCUUUGGUUUGGGGAAAAAAG
This is a messenger RNA of Carassius carassius (crucian carp), 903 nucleotides long. RefSeq lists its product as uncharacterized. The transcript is spliced from 4 exons. The coding region runs from base 17 to 853 and encodes 278 amino acids. The record is from RefSeq and is a predicted model, not a curated record. NCBI's taxonomy places the organism in Eukaryota, Metazoa, Chordata, Actinopteri, Cypriniformes, Cyprinidae.